GUUACCCAACACUUCGUCCUCACACACCUAUCGUCUCAUAUCAUGGGAAAUACUCCAAGUCAGAGACGCGAAUCUCCUUUCGGGUCCAAGCCCUCAAGUACGCGCAGCCUACCGCCUCAGCCGGGCGAUUUAAUGCCGGGCGAGUUGGCGCAGACACCGAGGGAGGAGAUGGAAGGUAUUCUGGCGGCGAAAGGGCUCUUGGGGAUAUUAGGAAUAGAGACACCAAGAGCAGACAUGAGGUUUACAGGGCACGUGAACAGAGAAGGGAGCGCAGUGGAUCAGAGGGAGGGCGAGAGAAGGACCGGGGGUAUCGCCAGCAGUGCUAACGAGAAUCCGGUCGAGCCAGAGCGACAAGAGGAGCACCAUACGGAGACGCACACUGGAGACGCCAAGGCGGAGGCACAGACAGAGGAAAAUGGACAUCAGGCAGAGCAGGAGCGGGACGUCAUAUCAGGGAAGAGUGAGGCCAGAUCACAUGAGACACAUGUCGAAGCCAUCCAGCUCAAUCCAGAGAGGGCACCCCAAAAGCUGGAGGCCAUCGAGGAGGAAAAGGAGUUCGGAAGAGUGCGUACAGAAGAAUUGAAAGCCGAGGAAGACUGGAGGCAGUCCGGAGCACUCGAUGAUGAGACGCCGCUCAAGACGCUUAUCAACGAGAUAGUCCAAGCUAGGCAAGAGGAGACUAACAAGUCUGUCAUCGAAGGACACGAGAAUUGGUUAGAAGACAUCGCCAGCAACCUCCCAAGUCGCGCAAUGGAACAGCUGAAUCGCGUCAGAGAACGUUACUCUGCGCACUUUACGAUGUCUUCUCCUAUACAGGACGCUUCGGUUCUGCCAGCCCAGGAUGAGGCGCAAGGCGGGGAGCAAGAAUCGCCGAUCACUCAUGAACGACCUGAGAGCCGCUUGGAUGAUGAGGACUACUCCCGAAGGCGCUUUGAGGAGCAGUUGACGCCUGUCAACGAAAGGGCUAUUGUCGAGUACCGAAUGCCGUCCCCCAUACCUGACGCUUCCCCCAAGCGCCAGGAAUAUCCCCUGCAGAUCCAAAGCAAUGUGUACGACGGCGAGCAAGAAUCGCCGUACUAUCGAGAUGUCGAAGAGGGGUCGCAGCUCUCAUUUCCGCUCUUAAAACCCAUCGCUAUUCCAUCCGCUCCAGACUAUCAAUCGCUGCCGACACCGAAAUCAAAUCACACGCCUCCUAGGUUGAUGUCGGGCGUGUACAUCAUGACGGACGCAAUUUGGGGUACGGCACUGGACCUCCAUGGAGGUGACAACACCUCGGCCAUUGCGUAUGAUAUGCAUGGCGGGGAGAACCAGCAGUGGGAAUUUUCGUCUCUUGGUUCUGGAUAUGCCAUCAGAAACAUGCGCAGUGGAUCAUAUUUGAGCAUCGAUGGGAGACUGGAGGCAGGCGUCCCGAUCGUUGCGAUCCCUUAUCGGGUCAGUUGGGAUGUCGAAAUCGUCGAGAUCCCGGGCACGGAGAACGAAGAUGAAGACGAGGCCCUUGUGAGAAUCCGCUGGCCGUACACAGAUCUGGUAUUCUCGUUCCAAAACGCAGCAGCAGGAACGCAGGCCAUACUUGCUGAACAAGGAUCGGCUAGUAGCUGGCACUGGCGGCUACGUCCGUACGCUGGCACGCCCCCUGCAGCAUCACAUCAAAAAAUCAAGACCUUUGACAGCAGAGAAGAAACUGACGGUAAAUUCAAGACAGUAACGAUGACCACGACUACGACGACCACGACUGUUACGACGGUGACGAGAGUGACAUCAAUGAGGAGCGAAAUAUAAUCUCGAAAAUGACAAGAGCGAACUCACAUUCAUGGCUGGCUUCAUGGACGUAAUAUCUCUAAUUAUUGGCUUCUUAAUGUUCGGAGCGAGCGAUGCGAUAGGCGUCGUGAUAUGCAAUAGUUUGUCGAUGUCUAACAUAGGAGUUCAAUCAGUGAACGAUAGACUUAUUUAUGCUUUCAAGU
Heterobasidion irregulare TC 32-1 is the source of this 1961-nucleotide messenger RNA. RefSeq lists its product as uncharacterized. The record is from RefSeq and is a predicted model, not a curated record. The coding region runs from base 43 to 1779 and encodes 578 amino acids. The transcript has 6 exons. NCBI's taxonomy places the organism in Eukaryota, Fungi, Basidiomycota, Agaricomycetes, Russulales, Bondarzewiaceae.